GGAGGCAGAGAGAUAAGAGUUGGGUGUCAUCCACAUACAUGUGGAAGUAAUUGUGUAAUGGUAAACAGGAUGAUCGCAAGCUUGAUUUCGAUGCAGCUGAUGGGGUGGAUAGGUUGCUAUUGCACAAAAUGUCAAAGGCAGCAAACUGUGCACUUGUUCAUUGGAGUCAAAAUGUCCCUCAACCUCACCAAAAGUCAACGCAAGCUUCAUUAAUCUUUAACCAUCAUGAGAGCGGUCAAGGCUUCAGCUCCGAGUGCCAUUAUGUCAUCGAGAAACUAAGCCGAAAAAAACUAUUCAAAACCUCAAAACAAAAGUGAGCAGCGGCGAAAACAGAAGCGUCUGGGAACACUCGGCAGGUCAGGCCGCGUUCUGCGGGGAGAGAGAAGAAAGUGUGAGUUAACGUUUCAGGUCGGUGACCUCUCGUCAGGGCAGAUCAGGUUUGGCACGGGAAGGCACUUGCCUGGAAUUCCUCAGUCGAUCAAUACUUUUAUCUCGCGUUACCUGAGCGCUGUGACAGCACGGCUUCGUUUCAGCUGGGGGGAAAGAGCGCGACUUGCAUCGAAUCAGUCAACGAGAGAGAGAGAGCGAGAGAGAGACAGAGAGAGCCUCACUAUAAAUGAAGUGAAUGGACAAGAGCAGUGCCUGACAAUGUUUCAUGCCCUUCCUUCUAACAAGAACAGCAGCCAUCGUUAAUUGACACUGUAAGGCUUUUUUUUUUGGGUGGGUGUGUGGUUCUCUCAUCUUGUGAAAGGGGGAAACCUCCUCGAGACGAUGAACCAAAGGAUGAUUCUGACUCUCUCCUGUUUUCUUUACUCAGGAGUCAUCAGGGCUGUCACCUUAGCGUUGGCCAAAGAGCCAAAGCACAUUUCGAGAAGCUUGUCCGUCUCUGAGACGCGGAGAGAAGAUGAGAUCUUCCUUGAGAUGGCCAAGAGAUAUAUCCUGCAGAGAUUGGACAUGAAGGACCGCCCGGACACCAGCAAUGUGACUCUCAAGUCAGCACAAGUGUCCGUCCUGAGGAGGCUUCACACUGGGACCCUUUUGAGCGAUGGCUCUGUCGAUGAUUUUAGCUCUGAAUUAAGAACUGAGCGCAGCCAAGGCUCCAGGGAACACACUCACCAAAUCAUCACCUUUGCCAAAUCAGUUUGGGUUAGCCCGACGGAGACCAAACUGAGCUUCCUCUUAUCGAACGAAGGCAAUGAGGGGUCUUUAACGGUAGUCCAGCAGGCGGAGCUGUGGGUCCACUUCAAAUCCUUCCCCCCCGAACCGUACCCCGGCCCCAGCCCAGGGAGGGACCAGCAGACGAUCUCCCUGAAGAUCUUCCUGAAACGACAAGGCGGUGUGAGCCGCACGCUCAUCUGUGACAGACGCUUCGAGGUGAACGCCAACGCCUGGCACGCCUUUCCCGUGACGGACGUGGUGCAGGAUUUCCUGGAGAAGCGGGAAUACCUUCUGGACUUCGAGCUGGAAUGCCGGGUGCGGGGUAACAACGGGAGCGUCGGUCCAUUCGGCCUCGACGUGGACGACCAAGCCAAGCAGCCCUUCCUGGCGUCCCGUCUCCGCGUCUCCCAGCGCAUCUCCCGUCUGCGGAAGAGGGGCAUUGAGUGCGCGGAGAAGCUGAACCUGUGUUGCCGGAGGGAGUUCUACGUGGAUUUCCGCGCCAUCGGCUGGGACGAUUGGAUCGUGGUGCCCAAGGGCUACCACGCCAACCACUGCCUGGGCACCUGCCUGCCACACAUGGCCGGUGCCCCCAGCGUGGCCUCUUCAUACCACGCCACCGUCACCAACCUGUACAAGAUCAACAACCUUCAUCCCGUCCUGACACUGAACUCGUGCUGCGUUCCCACCAGGAGGAGCGGUCUUCCCAUGCUCUACUUUGACGAGCAGCGACGUAUCAUCCGGAGGGACAUUCCCGAUAUGGUCAUCGAUGAAUGUGGCUGCGCUUGACCCGUCUGAUCCCCCCCACCCCCAAUCAGCGGUCGGGCUUUCAGCUUCUCUGCCCC
This is a messenger RNA of Callorhinchus milii (elephant shark), 2000 nucleotides long. RefSeq names its product inhibin beta B chain. Gene Ontology annotation, molecular function: growth factor activity; cytokine activity. The transcript is spliced from 3 exons. Gene Ontology annotation, cellular component: extracellular region. Gene Ontology annotation, biological process: SMAD protein signal transduction; BMP signaling pathway. The coding region runs from base 772 to 1944 and encodes 390 amino acids. Lineage: Eukaryota; Metazoa; Chordata; Chondrichthyes; Chimaeriformes; Callorhinchidae. The record is from RefSeq and is a predicted model, not a curated record.